This is a messenger RNA of Ananas comosus (pineapple), 2296 nucleotides long. Its product is annotated as MND1-interacting protein 1-like. Lineage: Eukaryota; Viridiplantae; Streptophyta; Magnoliopsida; Poales; Bromeliaceae. Bases 160 to 2010 code for a protein of 616 amino acids. The record is from RefSeq and is a predicted model, not a curated record. The transcript is spliced from 2 exons.
ACCUCCGAGAUAUCCCCUGCCCCUUCGUGGUGUCCGUUCCGCACCACCUUCUCUUCGCCUUCAUCGUCGUCGUCCCUCGCUUCGAUCGCUCCGCUCUCAAACCCUAGUUCCGAUCUCCUACUCGUUCGCACGCCGCCUCCGCCAACCCCGCUGCGUCCAAUGGGCGUCCAAGCGAGGGAUCGCGCGAGCCGCAACGGCCGCAAGAACCGCAUCGCCGCAAAGAGCUCGGCGGAGGCCGCCGCCGCCGCUAAGAUUCCCCCUCCGGCGAUACCCGCUGCGUCGUUCCCCUACGCUGCCGAAGCUGGGUGCGGCGGCGGCGGCGGCGCGGGGGAUCUCGAUGCGGGGUUCGGGAGCGCGAACCCUAACGCUAAUUCCAGCGGGUGUGAUGAAUCCGGGUGGAGGUACUGCACGGAGGAGCAGCUCGAGGAGCUCCUCCUCAAGAACCUCGACCUCGUCUACAAGGAGGCGCUCUCCCGCCUCGUCGCCCUCGGCUACGACGAGGAGCUCGCCCUCCGCGCCGUCCUCUGCUCCGGCCACUGCUACGGCUCCUCCGACGUCCUCUCCAACAUCCUCAACAACGCCAUCGGCUACCUCAGCAAUCCCGCCGCCGCGGCCGCGGCCGCCGACCACGACUCCGCCGCCGCUUCGUCCGCCGGCGCCGGCGGCGAUAAGGGAUUCACCGACCUCCGCCACCUUGAGGAGUACUCCCUCGCUGGCCUCGUCUGCCUCCUCCAGCAGCUUCGCCCUUCCCUCUCCCGAGGCGACGCCAUGUGGUGCCUCCUCAUGGGCGAGCUCCAGGUCGGCCGCGCCAGCACCAUCGAUCUCCCCGCCGGUCCUCCUCCUACCUCCUCCCCCUACCCCGCGCCAAUCACCAGCAGUUUCCAAACCCUCGACCUCGAUCACUCUGUUCUAAAGGACCUCGAGGGUUUGAGCAUUUCGGAGAAGUCGCAGGAAGGAAAAUCUGAUCCAAACACACAGACGAUCUGCGAGCUCGUCCGUCAGAUCCGCGAUCUCGGGCUCCAGGUGAAGGAGCGCAGGGAGUGGGCACAGAAGAAGGCGAUUCAGGCAGCACAGAAGCUGAGCAACGACCUCAUGGAGCUCAGGGUUUUGAGGAUGGAGCGGGAGGAGAAGCAAAGGCUGAAGAAGGAGAAGCAGGCCGUGGAGGACGCGAUGAUGAAGCGGCUCUCCGAGAUGGAGGAUGUGAUGAAGAAGGCGAGCGGGCAGGUGGACUGCGUGAACGCCGUUGUGCGGAGGCUGGAAAUGGAGAAUGCAGAGAUCCGCGCGGAGGUGGAGGCCGCGAAGUUAACGGCGUCGGAGUUGGUCAGGCAUUGCGAGGAGGGGAUGAAGAAGCAUAGGAGGACCUGUAAGAAAGCACAGGCAACGGAGAAGCAGAUGCGGAGGAUUGAAGAGGAGAUGGCCAAGGAGAAACGGAAGAUAACGCAGGCUGAGCAACAGUUAAGUGAGAUCACGGAGGAAAUUAAAGAAAUUGAGAUUAAAUUGAUAGAAGAAUCAAAGACGAAAGAGCAAGCCAUUGCACUGGCCGAGAAGGAACGUCGAGCCAAAGAGUCAAUCGAAGCUGGCAUUAAAAGAAGACAGGAUGAACUUCGACAGAAAUUAGAAAUGGACUCCAAGCGGUACAAAGAUGACAUUGGAAGGCUAGAAGAGGAGCUUUCGCGGCUGCAAGCUUCUGCUGAACCAACACAGAUCAACUCUCCCCUCCCCAGUACUUUGAAUUUUAGGGAUGCAGAUACAAGAAGGCCACCAAAGGAAGCCAGUGGGAAAGGGCUUAAUGUGUUAAAUAAGCCACCAGAGCCCUCUCAGAAGCCUAGCAAUCACCGCGAAUGUGUGAAUUGCAAACAUGAUGAGGUGUCCGUGGUUCUACUACCUUGUGCCCACCAGGUUCUCUGUGCUAGGUGCAAUGAGGACCAUGAAAAGAGGGGCAAAUUCAGCUGCCCCUGCUGCAACACUAAGAUCGAUGAGAGGAUCCGUGUGUAUGGUGUAAGCUCUUAGCAAUAUUGGAACUCCAACUAUAUUACUGCCACUUAUUUCAAAUGAGUGCCUCAGAAGCCUCGUCUAGACCAAGACUCUGGGUAACUUCUGCUUCCUAGUAGCUCCGAUAUGUUGUAUGCUGAAAAGCAGCUAUUUUGAAGUAUUUACAUAAACGAACUUGGAAGAGGCAGCUUGUCUGUCGCAUGUUGGAAUUUUGACGUUCUUUUGUUGCUUAUCCGUGUUCGAGGUUGUAAUGUUUGGCUGGUCCGUUAAUAAUAGACGCGAGAUAGGAGAUUGAAUGUACUCU